Messenger RNA from Mercurialis annua (annual mercury), 1635 nucleotides. RefSeq names its product abscisic acid 8'-hydroxylase 4-like. Gene Ontology annotation, biological process: sterol metabolic process. Bases 45 to 1460 code for a protein of 471 amino acids. Gene Ontology annotation, molecular function: heme binding; (+)-abscisic acid 8'-hydroxylase activity; iron ion binding. The transcript has 9 exons. The record is from RefSeq and is a predicted model, not a curated record. Lineage: Eukaryota; Viridiplantae; Streptophyta; Magnoliopsida; Malpighiales; Euphorbiaceae.
AUUGAGUUGGACUUAGCAUUAGAAAUAGAGAUAGAAAGAGAGAGAUGGGUUUGGUUUUUGUAUAUAGUUUUUGCCUUGCCCUAUUUCUCUUGAUGACCAUACUGAUCAAAAAUAGGCAAAAUAAGCAAAGAGCAAAAUUGCCACCAGGUUCAAUGGGCUGGCCAUAUAUUGGAGAAACCCUUCAACUCUACUCCCAAAACCCUAAUUUUUUCUUCACUAAUAAGCAAAAAAGAUAUGGAGAGAUUUUCAAGACUCACAUUCUUGGUUGCCCUUGUGUUAUGGUGGCUAGUCCUGAAGCAAUUAAAUUUGUGUUGGUGACACAAGCAAAUUUGUUUAAGCCAACUUAUCCAUCUAGCAAGGAAAAAUUAAUUGGCCCAUCAGCAAUUUUUUUUCAUCAAGGCAAUUAUCAUACUCAAAUUAGAAAAUUAGUACAAGUUUCUUUGUCUCUUGAUGUUAUCAGAAAUUUGGUCCCUCAUAUUGAAGCUAUUGCAAUUUCUGCAUUGGAAUCAUUUUCUAAUGGAAAUGUUGUCAACACAUUUCAUGAGAUGAAGAAGUUCGCUUUUGACGCUGCCGUUUUAACCAUCUUCGGUAACUUAGAAAGUUCUUACAGAGAAAAGCUGAAAAUAAAUUACCAUAUACUGGACAAAGGUUACAAUUCACUCCCUACAAAUUUACCUGGAACUUUGUACAGUAAAUCUCUCAUGGCAAGAAAAAGGCUAAGCAGGAUUAUAGGAGAGAUGAUGAGGGAGAGAAAAGAAAAGAACUUAGUGCAGAAUGAUCUUUUGGGUUAUCUACUAAAGUUCAAGGAUGAGAAUGGACUUUUUUUAUCCGAUGAUAAAAUUACUGAUAACAUCAUUGGUGUACUAUUUGCGGCUCAGGAUACUACAGCUAGUCUCUUGACAUGGAUUCUUAAGUAUAUUCAUGAUGACCCUAAACUUUUAGAGGCAAUAAAGAAAGAGCAGACGGAUAUUUAUGAAUCAAAUGGAAGAGGAAAAAGGGCAUUGACAUGGUCUCAAACUAGGAAUAUGCCUAUCACAAAUCGGGUUAUAAUGGAGAGCUUGAGGAUGGCAAGUGUCAUAUCUUUUACCUUUAGAGAAGCUAUUGAAGAUGUCGAAUAUAAAGGAUAUUUAAUUCCAAAAGGAUGGAAGGUACUUCCUUUGUUUCGAAACAUUCAUCACAAUCCAGAUUUCUUCAUUGAUCCGCAUCUAUUUAAUCCUUCAAGGUUUGAGGUUGGUCCAAAAGCCAAUAGUUUCAUGCCGUUUGGAAAUGGAGUUCAUGCAUGCCCAGGAAAUGAAGUUGCGAGGCUAGAGAUUAUUAUUCUCAUCCAUCAUCUCAUUACAAAAUUCAGGUGGGAAAUAGUAGGGUGUGUAAGUGGGGUUGAGUAUGAUCCAUUUCCAAUUCCAGAGCAAGGACUUCCUGCUACUUUUUGCAAACAAUCAACCAAUCACAGCUGCCCAUGAUAACAACAUUUCUAUGCUUCAUUUUCCAUUUGCGUCAUUUACUUAAAAAAAAGUAUGAUUAUAGUGACAUUUUAUUGGGAAAUAUGUGAGUUUUUAGCAAGAAUUUUGGAUUUUUUUUCAUAUGUUUGAUUGAUGUUAUGUCUUUUUCUUGAUAAUGUUUCAUUUCAUUGCAAAA